Messenger RNA from Trichosporon asahii var. asahii CBS 2479, 2592 nucleotides. RefSeq lists its product as uncharacterized. The record is from RefSeq and is a predicted model, not a curated record. Lineage: Eukaryota; Fungi; Basidiomycota; Tremellomycetes; Trichosporonales; Trichosporonaceae. The transcript is spliced from 3 exons. The coding region runs from base 1 to 2592 and encodes 863 amino acids.
AUGGUGGUCCGUGACAUGUUCCGUCGGGUCAAGAAUCGCAGGAGGCACCAACUUCCCGAGGGUGCGGAUGUUAUUACGCCCUUUCCUUUCGACCUGCACGACCUGCAGCACUCCGGCCAGUGCUCCGUCCCGACAUCCCACGAAGACAGCUCGCAGCCACCCGUUAUGGAUACUCAGAGCAGCACGAGUGACCGCCCAGCUCCAGGCGACCCGAGUCGUGCCGGGGCGCCCCCGGUCUGUGCGGCCUCAGAGUUGAGCGACAGACUUGCGGUGUUUCAUCGCCCGGCCGACGAGCGCCCCGUCGGUCCCAUUCAGCCUGCCUCCAAAUGGCCUGCCAUCGGCAUCCAAUGGUCGGCAUCUUGUGACAUGAUAGACGCCACCAGCGUUCGAACCUCGGCUUCGUCCAAGGACGAAGCCAGGAUCGAACUUGCCCCCUACCUCGCUUCGGCGAUUUUUCACAAGAGUGAUUAUUAUCUCACUGGAUUGGCCUUUGAUCCCGUUCCUGGCUAUGUUCAAGCUGUGCUCCGUCCGGGACAGAGGGACCCCAUGGGCAGCCGGGACGGGCGUGAACCGAUCAGCACCAGUUCUCCCCUGCUGGCCCCUCAGCCCCGCCGCGACAGCCUGGCGGAUUUCUUGAUUCAGCAUCAAGGCUUCGUUGGACAUGGACCUCCUACUCCAUCCUCCGAGCCUAGCGCGACUUCCCCCGCUCUUUCCGGCAUAGAGGAUGAUCACCCCAGUCAUUCUUUGGGAUCGCCGCCUACCUCGGCAAAUGAUCUCCCCGGCAAAGAAAGCGGCAAGGAGAACGAAGGCCCUGAUGGUCGUUUGAACGGGAUCUUGAGGGCAGGCAGAGGAGGUAACACUGAAGCCGUCGGAGAGACGAUCAGGCGGGCUCAUGAUUUGGGGGCCCAGUUUCUGUCCGCACAGGUCUCACAGGCUUGCCAGAAGAUUAGAGCAGCUCCGUUCGGCGCCGGACUGAGCACCGGCUCCUCCCCCCUCACUUCGAACCUCCUCGGUUCCUCUAAGCAUUUCGGCGCUGGUUUCGAUGUCUCCCCGGGCGAUUCUUCCAUCCAGCAUCAGUGUCUUGCACCUGCGGUUGCUCCAGCCAACGCCUUCGACCCGGCUGUCGCCCAGCAGAAGUCGGUUUACCAUGCGGUUCCGACCAAGAGCACUAGAGUGGCCCUUUCCCCGGCGGCGGCGUUCCAGCUCUAUUGGAUCCAUCUGGAGAAGUCCAACAGUCGCGCAAUCGACCUGUACGCCCUUCCCCUGGAGCAUAACUCCGCCAAUCCGACCGCCGUACGAUCUCUCCCUUCCUCUUUCGGGCGCAGCUCGCGUCGUUCUUCUCGUGCUGCUGGCAACUCGGACCACCAGCGCGAUCUUCGACCGUCCAGUGCAACCCGCAGCUCCCGAUACGCACAAGGAUACGCCUCCUACUUCAGUUAUGGAUCCUGCGGCAGCCUCUCUGCGAACGGAAGCACUCAGAUCCGCGCGGCCGUUCUCCGCAACCCGUCGGGUUGCGGACAGAAGGAUGUCCCUGAGCUGGGACACAGCCAGUCUACCUACGGUCAGCCGAUGCAGACGAUCAUUGGUGGUUUCGACAAUGCCAGUCCAGCCCCCAAGCCCGCUGGAAAGCGCCGCGGUCUGCCUUCGGGGCUGAUGAUGACACCAAUCGAGCCUCAUCAGGAGCCCCGACCUGUCGUCCGGCAGCCCAGCGGACAUCGACACAGGGGAGCUGCUAAGGUCCCUUAUACGGACCCCAGCUUCUCCUCGUUCCGCCACGCGCCUCCUCGUCAGAGCUCUGCAGGUAGCCAGGUCUCUCGCGCUCCCUCGAAAAGCCAUUCCUGUGCCUGUCACCUCUCGGAGACUCAGAAUGACUCACGCCGCCCGUCGGCCGGCCAUUCGGCCAUGUCGCACUCGCAUUCCGCUCAGCUUGAUUCUCGCCGCCCCUCUGCCACCACCACGUCCUCGCGCCACCCCUGCACCUCGGCGUCCGCUAUGCGUCGUCCUUCGGCGUCUGGCUCGGAUGUCAGUCGCCCUUCGGUUGGAACCGACUCCGCGCGUCGCCCCUCUGCUGGCGCUCCGCUCGCCCAGCACCACUCGGCCGUGUCUCCCUCGGCUUCCCGACGCCCAUCUCUUUCGGCAGCGUCUAAGAACCCGGGUUCGCGCUUUGACAACGUUUACGAGGCAACUAACGGCCGCUCCCGCAGCGGGUCUCGCCCCUCGGCCUACUCUGCUCCUCGCCGUAGGUCGUCCACGACCGCGCCCGCCCCCGACAAGGAGAAGCCCGUCUACACGCGUGCUUACCUGAAGCGCUUCACCCGCUACCCGCUUCCCAAGGCACCCAUUCCGGCAGACUUCCAGCUGCCGACCCACGGCUUCCCCCGCUUCUGCGAGGGCAGGAAGAGCGAUGGACAAAACUGCUGGAAUUUCUGUCUGAAGUGGAGUCCCCGAGAGGACGCGCUACUCCGGUGCCUGUACUGCGAGCAGUUCAUCCCUCGCGAGGAAGAGGAGGACGCUUACGCCGCUUACGCCGCCGCUGUCGCCGCCGCCGCGAAGGACAACCGUGACUGGGAGACGAGCACCCGCGGCUGGUGA